Molecule: messenger RNA, 2184 nt
Organism: Jatropha curcas
Lineage: Eukaryota; Viridiplantae; Streptophyta; Magnoliopsida; Malpighiales; Euphorbiaceae
Product: la-related protein 1C
Biological process (GO): RNA processing
Cellular component (GO): nucleus; ribonucleoprotein complex
Molecular function (GO): RNA binding
Source: RefSeq, a predicted model, not a curated record
AAAACUAAAAAAGAAAAACAAAAAGAAAUAAAAGAAAUAAAAACGACAUUGGAGAGAGAGAAAGGAGCGAAGAAGGAAGAGAAGAGAAGAGGCAUACAGAGAGAGGACUGUGUGACGGCGGCUUAUUUGUUAAUUUCACGUGUUAGAUCUUUCUCUCGUCUUACUAUUUUCGUACAUUCCUUCAAUAGCACCUAAUGUCCUCCUCCCUUCUUAGUUUUGGUUGAUCAAUUAAUUUAAUUGACCAGUUUCAAUUUUUGUUCUUUUGAUUGAUGUUGAUCAUCUUACACUGAUUUUUGUUUUUGAAACCCUAAUUUUUGAUGGCGAUGACUGCUGAUUCAUCACAAAGUCCGCGUAGUGGUAGUGGUUCUGUGUUAUCUGUUGAUGGUGUAAACAGUCCGCAAAAGCACAAAAGUCUUCACUCUCCCUGGGCUCAAAUUGUCAGAGGUGAGCCAGAAUCUGUUCCUCCCCUCAAUCAUUCGCCACCACCACCGCCACUACAGUCUUCCUCACCGCCAUCCAUUCUAACUUCCAACGAGCAAUCUACUUUUUCUGAUUGCUCUCCGGAGAAUUUUGAAAGCAAUGCAGAAAAGCCAAAGAAGCUGGCUUGGAAGAAGCCAUCGAAUGGCGUAGCUGAGGCUGUCAGUCCUGUGAUGGGAGCCGUUUCAUGGCCUGCUUUGUCUGAAUCCACUAAAUCUUCUCCUAAAUCAUCAUCUGCUGAUUCUUCUGAUGGAUCCAUAGCCAAUAAUCAGGUGCCUGUAAUACCUCCAAAGCAAACGUCUAGUAAUGCAAAAUCUAAUGCUACUUCGAAUCAAUCAAUGCCAGCUCGACAAAGAUCUAUAAAGCGUGGUGGCAGUGGCAGCAGCACUACCUCUGGAGGUGGGCAUUCUCAUUCUCAUUCUCAAAGCAACUUCACCCAUCCUCCCCCGCCACCGCCACCGCCACCACCACCACCUUUUCCUCUUUUUGCAAUGCCUCCCAAUGGAUAUGGUAAUAUGGUACCAGCCAUGCCAGAUCGCUCUCCAAGAGAUCCUCCAUAUAGGGGCAACAACAAUUGGGAACCUAGACCAGUUGGAGGGUUUGUUACUCAACCUCCUGCGGUAAAUGAUCACAGACAUUCCUCCAGGAGAGGCAACUUUGGGUCACGUGGUGAUGGUACCUACCAUCACAAUUUUGGGGGCAGGCGUGAUCAGGACCGAGGGCAUUAUGGGAAUGUCAGAGAUGCUCCUGUGCAACAACAAAGAUCUCCAAGGGGCUUUGUUAGGCCUCCACCACCGAAUACUACCACAUUCGUUCCACCCCAGCCUGUGAGACCCUUCGCAAAUCCCAUAGGUUUUCCUGAUGUGGUAUAUAUUCCAACUUUGCCGUUGGAGCCCUUUAGGGGGGUGCCUUUCAUCACACAUGCACCAGCACCUGGAAUAAUUGUACCUGUCCCUGAACCUCCUUUGCCUGCAAUGUUAGUCCAUCAGAUAGAAUAUUAUUUCAGUGAUGCUAAUUUAAUUAAAGAUGAUUUCUUAAAGUCGAACAUGGAUGAUCAGGGCUGGGUUUCAAUUACUUUAAUAGCAGGCUUUAAUCGCGUUAAGAGUAUGACCAAGGAUGUCCAGUUAAUCUUAGAUUCCUUGAGGACCUCAACUAUUCUAGAAGUGCAGGAAGAAAAAGUGAGAAGGCGUAAUGAUUGGAUGAAAUGGAUUCCUGGUUCUAGUAGGCUUUCUAUUGAUUCAGGCCUACAAUCCUUCAAUUCACCAAGUCAAGGUAUGUUGACUAAUUCAUUUCAAAAGAUGACAGUGGAGGAAGUCACCUCUAACCAAAUUAGUACGCCAGCUAAUCCAUUGCCUAACCCAGAGGAUACUUCUAUAAGGAGUUCAUCAGAGCUAAUGACUCGUUCUCAAGUCUCGCAAUGGGAAGGUACUGAAGAUUCAAGUUCAAGCUGAAACCAAUCUGUUCAUGCUGCUGCCUUAAAAGCAAAAUUCUUUGAGGAUAAUGCACUUGGUUUUUGUGGAGAUGGAAGAUAGAUGCUGCUAUGCAAGGUUAGAAAGGCACCUUCACUUUUUAUUUUGCCAUCACCGUGCCUGGUUUUGACAGAAUUUGCUGAGGCACAUUGAUGAAACCAAAAUAAGAAAUAUAUAGGUAUUUAUUCAAGGACAGAAAAAAAAAAAAAAAAAAAAAAAAAAAAAAAAAAAAAAAAAA